AAAGCAAUUAUGAAGUCUUCCCUUUUUUCCUGCAACUUGCUCCCAACCAUAACCUACGGUGGCGGCCUCGACAACCCUGUUCUUAUUAAUCCUUCUCGAUGGUCUAAUAAAGUACAUGAAAUUUCCAAGAAAAACAGCCACAUCAAAAACCAUAACAUAACAUCAUUCACACCACAAACUUUCCAACUCAACUCAAUAUUGCCUUGUAAAUUCGACAGCUAUCUUUCACCUCCAAACUUUCUUCCUUUCACACGUGCAACUCCUUUUCUUCUCUUCCAAGCCUUUCUUUCUCUCCUCCAAAUUCAAAACUUCAACUUCAACCUGCUGCUGAUUACACUGAAGAAAAACAUACAAGAGGGUACCUUUUUUAUUUAGCUCUCUCUAGAACAGUGUUCAUGGGUUGCUGCUUUAGUGCUCCUCCAAAGAUCAAAGCCGAGAGCCCUCCACGUAAUGGUUUGAAUUCAAAGGAUGGUAGCAAAGAAGAGAAUGAUCCGAGUAGUUUAAGCGGCACGGUGUCGUCUUCAUCUAUGCUUCUAACUCCUCAGAAUGAGGUUGAGAUAUUGGAAGCCAGCAAUUUGAAGAAUUUUGCAUUCAAUGAGCUAAGAACUGCUACAAGGAACUUUCGUCCAGAUAGUAUGGUAGGUGAAGGUGGGUUUGGUAGUGUGUUUAAAGGGUGGAUUGAUGAGCAUACACUUGCCCCUACUAAAGCAGGCACAGGAAUGGUCAUUGCUGUGAAGAGGCUUAACCAAGAAAGCAACCAGGGACACAUUGAAUGGUUGACAGAAAUCAAUUACCUGGGGCAGCUCAGUCAUCCUAAUCUUGUGAAGNUAAUUGGUUACUCCUUGGAGGAUGAUCACCGGAUUCUGGUGUAUGAAUUUGUGGCCAAGGGUAGCUUGGAUAAUCACUUGUUUAGGAGGGCCUCUUACAUUGAACCGCUCUCUUGGAACAUCCGUAUGAAGAUUGCUCUUGAUUCUGCCAAAGGGCUUGCAUUUCUUCACAGUGAUGAAGUAGAUGUAAUAUUCAGGGACUUCAAAACUUCUAACAUCUUACUUGAUUCUAAUUAUAAUGCAAAACUGUCUGAUUUUGGGUUGGCAAAAAAUGGACCAGAAGGUGACAAGAGUCAUGUUUCUACAAGGGUGAUGGGCACCUUUGGCUACGCUGCUCCUGAGUAUAUUGCAACAGGUCACUUAACGAAAAGGAGUGACAUAUACAGUUUUGGAGUUGUUCUUCUGGAACUUAUGUCAGGAAAACGUUCACUGGACAACAACAGGCCAAGUGGAGAGCAUAAUCUAGUUGAAUGGGCGAAACCACUUCUGAUAAACAAACACAAGAUCUCCCAAGUCAUGGAUGCACGUAUAGAAGGCCAAUACUCUAAGAGAGAAGCAAANAGAAUAGCUCACCUUGCACUUCAAUGCCUCUCUACAGAUCAAAAACUUAGACCAAACAUANGUGAUGUGGUGAGAUCAUUGGAACAUCUUCAGGAUUCCAACGACACACAAAUAAAUGGUCAUAGCUCAAGCAGCAGUGCUACUCCUAUUUCUAGUUUGUCUCCUUCCCCUCUUCGUACGUAGGAGACCAACUUCAUCAUCACACAUAUUCUGCAUUGUUUUCGAGUAAUAUAUAGAGAUGCCACUUUCUGUAGCAUGAAAUGAAACCAUGCAUGCUUCUUAGUUGUACAGAUUUUUAUUUCUUUAUAUUAAUAAGAGAAUUUAUUUAUCUUU
Vigna radiata var. radiata (mung bean) is the source of this 1721-nucleotide messenger RNA. RefSeq names its product receptor-like cytoplasmic kinase 176. NCBI's taxonomy places the organism in Eukaryota, Viridiplantae, Streptophyta, Magnoliopsida, Fabales, Fabaceae. Gene Ontology annotation, molecular function: protein kinase activity; ATP binding. The coding region runs from base 396 to 1571 and encodes 391 amino acids. The transcript is spliced from 6 exons. The record is from RefSeq and is a predicted model, not a curated record. Gene Ontology annotation, biological process: protein phosphorylation.